Messenger RNA from Rotaria socialis, 1971 nucleotides. The record is from the annotation of a GenBank genome assembly. NCBI's taxonomy places the organism in Eukaryota, Metazoa, Rotifera, Eurotatoria, Philodinida, Philodinidae.
AUGGCAGCUACACAAAAUGACAUACAACGAUUGAUUGAAUGUUGCAUUUGUUGUGACUAUCUUACCGACGUACGCGAAACUCCUUGUUGUCAUCAGUUGUUUUGCCAUGCAUGCAUUCUAUCAUGGCUGCAAACAUCAACAAAAAAUUGUCCACGAUGUCGAUCAACAGCACUCACAGAACAUAAUCUAACGAAAAAUUACGUUAUAGAACGUUUUGUUGACAAUCUUGAAUUUGAUUGUCCACAUAAAUUGCAAGGUUGCCCAGCAAAAAUACCACGAUGUGAUCUGCCAAAGCAUAAACGAUUAUGUUCAUAUUCACCGGAAAAAUUGGCUCGUAAAAAUCAAGAAAAAUUGGCAGAAUUACAAGCUUUAUUAAGAAAAUAUAAAGCUCCAAGAAGUCGUGUUACCGAUAAAGCUUUGUUCGAUUUGGCGAUAUUAUUUCAUGCCGAACAUCAAUAUGCGCAUGCAAGAGAAUGUUUAACAUUGAUUAAGACUAAGAAAAAAGUACCAGAAAUGGUAGUUCUUCAAGCACGCAUCGAACGAGAUGAUGGCCAUUAUGAUAAAGCUUUGGAAUUAUAUACGCAAGCUUAUGCUUCUGCAUCAUUGAUUCCCGAACGUACUGAAUUACUUUUAGACAAAGGCCACAUAUAUAUCAAAACAGCACAAUAUGGCCAAGCAAAAGAUACUUUCAAACAGGCUCUGGAUCUUUUAGAAGACGAUGAUCGUUCGCAAAAAAAAGCUGAAAUAUUGAAUGCUUUUGGUCUUGUAGCAAAAAAAUGUUCAGAAUAUGAUCAAGCUAUUUCAGCUUAUAAUGAUGCACUUGAAAUAGUUGAUACAAAUUCCGAUGUUUGGUCUGAGAUCAUAUCGAAUCUAGCUGACAUUCAUCGCAAGAAGGCUAAUUACAAUGAAGCACGCGAUCUCUAUUUAAAAUCUCUUAAACAGAUGGAAUCGAUUUAUGGGCAAAAUCAUCCAUCUAUUGCUGAUAUAAUGAAUAAUCUAGGAAUGUUAUCUAAAAAAGAAGGCAAAUAUAUUGAAGCAUUAGAUUAUCUUAAACAAGCAAUAAAAAUUUCUAAACAUUAUUAUGGUGACGAACAUCCAAGUAUUGGAAUAUAUCUUACAAAUAUUGGUGAUAUUUAUCGAAAACAGAGCGAUUUUAAAACAGCUGAAGGAACUUAUAAAGAAGCAAUAACAGCACUAGAAAAAGCGUUCGGACCAAAUCAUAUCGAAGUCGCUGAAGUUCUUAAUUCUAUGGGCUUAGUUUUAAAAAAACGAGCUGAUUAUGAUGGUGCUCAAAGCCAUUAUGAACGUGCUAUUCGUAUUGUACACAGUACAUUCGGUGAAGAUCAAGAACAUUACAAAUUAGGUGUUUAUUAUAAUAAUCUAGCUGAUGUAUAUCGUAAACGUAAUCAAUUCGAUACUGCAUUACAACUUUAUGCAAGAGCGUUAACUUCUAUUGAAAAAACACUGGGUCCUCAACAUUCGGAAGCAGCUGAAAUUUUACAUAACAUUGGACAAGUUCAACAUCAAUUAGGAAAUUAUAAAGAAGCGAUCGAUUAUAUAAAUCGAGCUUUAGCUAUUGUAAGAAAAGAGUUCGGUGAUAAACAUUAUAAAUAUGGAAUGUUUCUUAAUUCUCUUGGUCUAACAUAUGCCAUGAUCGAUGAUUAUACAACUGCCUAUGAACAUAUCAAACAAGCCUUACAGAUUCUUUUAACUGCGUUAGGAGGGAAUCAUGUUGAAGUCUGUGAUGUUUAUUCGAAUCUCGGUGAUGUUUGUAUGAAGCUUGUUGCGGAGUCUGAUCAACAGAAAACAAAAAAUAAAAAUCCCAAUGAAAAACAAUCAAAACUGGACGAAGCAAAAAAGUAUUAUACAGAAGCGCAACGUAUCGCACAAGCAACAUUCGGUGCUGAACAUACUAAAUCAAAGCAAUUUCUUUCUCUUUUGUUUAUUGUUGAUAAUUAUAAUUCAUUGUAA